Messenger RNA from Hydractinia symbiolongicarpus, 4826 nucleotides. RefSeq lists its product as uncharacterized. The transcript has 7 exons. Gene Ontology annotation, molecular function: protein binding. NCBI's taxonomy places the organism in Eukaryota, Metazoa, Cnidaria, Hydrozoa, Anthoathecata, Hydractiniidae. The record is from RefSeq and is a predicted model, not a curated record. The coding region runs from base 307 to 4668 and encodes 1453 amino acids.
ACAAAAAUCCAAACACUCAAAAUAAAACUGUUCUUCAAAAAUUGUUUACUUGAAAGAAUUUGUUGGUUUAAACGUUUGUUUUUAAUGUUGAAAAGAAGUUGUAAGAUUUUGAUUGAUUAAAUCUUCUGCUGUUAUUAAUUUUAAAAGACUUUUGUAUCCGAUUAAAUGACAGGCGAUGAUAUUUAUGAACAAAUAUGGUUUUUCGAAGAAGUCUUUUUAACAUUUUCUUUUAAACUUUAAAAUGGCUUGUUUAUUUUUAAAAAGAAAUUUGUGUCUUUAAAGUUUUUGCAAGUUACUGAAGGUAAGAUGGUCACAGCAAAAGUAACAUUGACGGAUGAAGAGCGGCCGGAAAAGUUGAAUACUCUCAUUCAGAAAGCUUCUGACCAUCUCCGUGAAUACCUGCACGAUCCACAAUAUGGAGAUUUACCAAAAGACCGUUCAGCAUUGUAUAAUGCAUUGCUGAACUCGAAAGAGAAGUUAACAAAAUGUCUAAAAGAAGAUCAAUUAGCAUUAGUCUAUCCACCAUCAGAAGAGACAGAUUCAAAAGACUUCGAUAUAACAUUACUCGCUGCUAUACUUCGUAAUUGUUGUCCAAAAAUAAAGAAACCAAAAGGAGGCUGGAGUAUUAAAACACCAAAGGAUGACGAUCACAGUGUAGCUGCAGAUAUUAUAAGACUCAGAGAGUUACGCAAUAAAGUAAAGCAUUGUGGGAGUGUGUCCUCCCAAAAAUUUGAAGACCUUUGGAAUAAAAUCCAAAAAGUUCUUGUUCGCCUAAAUUUCGAUGUGAGCAAACUAAAUGAUUUAAAACAGGGAAGCUUAGAGCUAUUUAAAAAUAUGAAUAUUACGAUGAACGAGAGGCUAAAUGAAAGUAAUGAAGCCGUUACUAAAUUGGAAGAUGCAUGUAAAGCCAUUAGAAAAAGCAACGAAAACAUAAAAGCAGAUUUUCAAGUCAUUGAAGAAAAAGUGGAACUGAUAAAACGAGACAGUGAAAGUAGCAUUAGCGAAGUAACGAAAAGAAUCGAAAAUUUGGAAUCAACCCUAAAGAUAUUUCCUGGAGAUGUAUUUACUGACGACAAGAGCGCGGUGGCUGGCUACAACGUGUUCAUCAACAAUAAUGGUAAUGUCAUUGUGCAGAUAGAAAGCGUGGACAAGAUCACAAGUGUAAAGAUGUCACUUGAAGAAUCUCUUUUCGAAUUGCUAACUGAAGAAGAUGAUUACAAGAUUAUACGAGAAGACGCGACUGUAUCCCUAGAAUUUAAUAAAAUCCAAAUAGAUACGGCGCGUGUAAUUUCAAUUGCAAUGAUUGACCAGGAAGGAGAAGAAAAAAUCUUGGACAUCAAUGACAUCGAGACAAGUUGCUUGCAUUGUCAUGUAAACAAUGCACAAGAUUACACAGUGUUUUCACACGGUGCUAACAAAAUCUCUGAAGACAUCAAACCCAUCCUGACGAAGCAAUUUGUAAAUUCUGACGUUGAAUAUGUUAUUGCAGGAAAGCUUCAUUCAGAAACUCCGCAACAAUGGCAGAAUCACGCUUUCCAAUACGCACAAGAAUAUUUGUUCGCCGGGAACACAUUUCUGAGCGAAGCAGUGCUGUUACCACCGCUCAAUCCUGCUAAUGAAAUUUCAAAACAUGCCCAGCAUAUAAAAAGUGCAUUAAUCUUGGAGUCUAGGAAGUAUAAAAAAUUCGGUAUUUUAACAAAUUACGAUAACGUCGAACAUUUAAAGUUUUUGAAAGGACCAUCCUUGAAGCAUUUCAAUAAUCAUAACAAGCGCAUGCUGUUGCUACACCCGCGUAGUAAUGUGGUUUGCAAUAUAAGAAUCACCCCAUCGACGAAAUUUGUAAAUAUAUUGAAUGAGUUCAAGUGCGGCGCUAAGGAUGUAGAAUACCUAAUUGUCUUGGUCCGCAUUUUAUUUCCGAAACUAGUUUUCAAUGUUAUAAACGUGGUUGCUGCACCAGAGUUUGUGGUUCACAAAGAAGAUAGGGCAUGCCAUGACUGUCAAAGUUUCCUGAUGGGUAAAGAAGCAUUCUCAACGAAAAAAAAUACAAGCCAAUUUAUUAUUUCGCUUAUCGAUCAAUGCCAGGAGAAAAAUGAGAAUUCACAAGAUGUUAAUGAGAAAAAUAGUUUUUUGAAAUUAUUUAGCCAAAUAGUUGCCUUUAUGGCUACGAGAAAAUGCAACAAACAACAUCUUCCAUCACUUAGCCAACGCUUACCUGAAAGAAUGGACUCAGUGUUGCUGACGGGAGAGCAGUUGCGGAUCCUACACAAUCCUGCAUCCAAGAAGAUAAUAUUGGGGAAUUUUGGUACUGGAAAAACGCAACUAGGCUUAUCUCAUUUAGAAAUGUUGGCAAACAAUGCUGAUACCGAUGAUAGAGUUUAUUAUAUCACCUGGGAAAGCAAAAUGUUGCUCGACAGUGUAAAGAAGUAUGUGAGUACUGUGAGUACACUGGCUAAAAACCGUAACAUUGUUGCCACAAGCAUGCUCGAGCUUUCUAGACAGUUCUUUACUAAUCGAGUUCCAAAAUUAUCCAGACUCUGGCAACGUCUUUCAAAAGAACAUCCUGAUUCGAAUGUUCAUAUGAUCGUUGAUGAAUACGAUGGAGAGCAGUUAAGUGAUUCAGAAGCCGAAAAACUACGCACGAUGGCGGGUAAGAAAAGGUUUUUACUCUCAACCAUUAUUUUGCUACCUCAUGCCAUCGCUAAACACAGAACGUUGGUGUCACGCAAUGAUAAAAAGCCUCACAAGAAGUACGAAUAUAACAAGACUGGCAUGGAAGUAUUCACAUUGUCCAAGUGCAUGAGAACUACUUGUAGCAACUUUGAAUUUAUCCAACAUGCCGAAUCGGUGUUUUUCAAAGAAAAAGUCACAAUUCGACAUCCCUCGUUCAAUUUAGAUAUUAAAAGUGAGAUCCAAGAAGCAAAUGCAGAGGAUGAGAUUCUACGAGUAGACACAGACCAAGAAUUUCAAGAUGAGGGAUACAUUGAUGAAAAUAGAUAUGUAUCUGACACUGAAGAAACAGAUGAUGUAGGAGAUGGUACCAUGGAAAAUUCAGAUCAAGAAGAUGACAGAAAUGCAAAUGAAGCUGGGCUGCCUUCCUUAAUCGAUAUUGACAUAGCCGCUGCUAAUAUGGAUAUGGAAACGAUUCAAUGCAACGAAGAUUUGAAAACGGAAACAAUAUUCAAAUGCGAAGCAGUAAACACCGUUGGUCAUGGCAUCACUGGAAAUAAACCAAUUUUGAUUUACUCUGACCAAGACAGCAACGAUAUAAGCGAGCAAUUAACAAUGUUGUGCAUAGCCUUAAAUGAAAACUAUUCCUUUCAUAAAAAGGAGAAUUUGCGAGUUAUAUACAACAGCGUCACACAGCGAAAGCUUUUUGAAGUAAUUUUAAGUGUUCUAGAAGUAUCCUACGUUGUCUACAAUUUGAAAGAAGAUGAUAACUGCGAAUUUAACACAGUCUUAGCUACUGCGCAAGACAGUAGAGGUGACGAUUGUGAAAAUGUCCUUGUAGGAGUAAACACGACGGAUCAAAAGCUGCUACAUCCUACGCUUGAAGCUAUGACAAGAGCAACGUGUCAGUUAAUCUUCAUUGAUUUUUCUGGAACGGAGAAGGAUAAAAAAAAUAGUGAAGGUAAUGCUCUUGCAAAGUUCAAGAAGAACCAAAGAAACUUAUUAAAGGUGGUUUGUGUUGCUGAAAAAGCUGAUAGGUAUGAUGAAGAAGAAUACAUGCCUGGUCCAACGCAGGACAACGUAACUUAUGAUAAAGUAAACACGGCCUGUCAAAGAUAUAAAGAACUAAAGAAGGAAGUUAAAAAGCAAUUAGAAAACAUUGAUUUAUAUGAAGAAAACAAGUCGGAUUGGAAUGCGAUAAGAAGUUUAGAAAUUCCAACAAAUGUUAAAGGUGUCGAGUGCGUAUAUGUAUCUGAAGCAAGCGCCUCGCUUGCUUGGAGAAACGAAGGUUUUCGCUACGUAGUACGUCGGCAAGAAAGCACUGAAACGAUCUGGAACGAAGUGGAAGAGAAUUACCAACCAUGGGACGAUUGUUUUAACUUUGUCAAUAUUCCUGUUGAAGCUGAUCGUACAUACAACUUCUCCAUUACAGCUGUUAGUAAAGUUGGAGAAUCACAAGCCACCAAAAUACAAUAUCAUCAUGAAUCUCGAGAAUACACAGGAAGUCAGACCAUCGAAAAUAUUCGUCGCAUAAUGCUGGAUAACGAUACAGAGGAAAUGGCUAGACUUCUGCGUGAGGAGCAAAAUAUUGUCAAUCUAAGGGAUGAGGAAGGUGACACAGCAUUGUAUUAUGCGAUAGAACACCAGAGAACAAGCAUGGUAAAACUGUUGAUCGAACAUGGAGCUGACUAUGCAACAGGGAACAAGGAUGGUAUAAAUGCUUAUCACAAAGCUGCCUCCGAAGAUGUGUACAAUAUACUGAGUUAUCUGCUUGAGUUAGAUGAUUCAUAUGUAGACGAAGUAGAUAAAAAGAAUCGUACUCCAUUGAUCUUAGCUUCAAAAAACGGCUAUACACGUUGCGUGAAGCUGCUACUCAAGCAUUAUGCCGAUCGUGAUAAAAUUAAUAUAUAUGGUAAAAGUGCGUUCGAUGUUGCCGGAAUACCACAUACAGAUGAGAUACGACAACUGCUGAGUAAGAAGGGCUCUCAGUUUAUAAAAUAGAAGAAAAAUGAAUACUUACUGAACGAAAAGUUAUAAGCAAAUAGUUCAAGAACUAAUUCCAAAGCGACAAACAUAAAAGCAGAAAUAACGUUUUCGAAAUGUUUCGUUACUUCACUUGCAUUUGUACAUAUUUUCUUGAAAAAAAGAGUGAAAUAAUA